This is a messenger RNA of Manihot esculenta (cassava), 872 nucleotides long. Its product is annotated as probable glutathione S-transferase. Gene Ontology annotation, biological process: glutathione metabolic process. Gene Ontology annotation, cellular component: cytoplasm. The transcript is spliced from 2 exons. The record is from RefSeq and is a predicted model, not a curated record. Gene Ontology annotation, molecular function: glutathione transferase activity. Lineage: Eukaryota; Viridiplantae; Streptophyta; Magnoliopsida; Malpighiales; Euphorbiaceae. Bases 35 to 712 code for a protein of 225 amino acids.
CUAGAGUCAUUGGAAAGAACAAAGCAAAGAAGCUAUGGCAGAAGAAGAAGUAAAGGUUUUCAGAACAUGGUCAAGUCCAUUUGCUUUAAGAGUGAUAUGGGCACUCAAACUGAAAGGGGUUGAGUUUGAUACUGUGUAUGAAGAUCUCUCCAACAAGAGCCCUUUGCUUCUCAAAUACAACCCUGUUCAUAAGAAGGUCCCUGUGCUUCUGCACAAUGGGAAACCCAUCUGUGAAUCUCUUGUUAUUCUUGAAUAUGUAGAUGAGACAUGGCCACAAGUUCCGUUGUUGCCUCAAGAUCCUCAUGAGCGAGCCAUGGCUCGCUUCUGGGCCAAGUUUGGCGAUGAUAAGGUAUUACCAUCAAUAGUAUAUGGGAUUCUGUUCAAGCAAGGAAAAGAGCAAGAGGAAGAAAUACCAAAAGCAAUGGAGAAUUUGCAGUUUUUAGAAGAGGAACUAAAAGGAAAGAAAUUCUUUGGAGGAGAGGAAAUUGGAUUAGUGGAUCUUGCAUUGGGAUGGCUUGCAUAUGAGUUGGGUAUAUUUGAGGAAGUGAUGGGUCUAAAACUCAUAGACCAACAAAAAUUCCCACAAUUGGCACAAUGGAUUCAAGAAUUCUCAAAUGUCCCAAUCAUCCAAGAAAAUUGGCCACCUCGAGACAAGCUUAUUGCCAAGUUUGCUGCCUGUCGUGAGGCCGCCCUUGCAAAAGCAGGACUUUAAGGUUGUUCUGAGCUUUCACUUGUCGCGCAAAUAGGAAACUAAACAAGCCCUCUGUGCCAUCUUAUGUAUUUGGCUUCUUGCAUCUUGAAUUGGGCUUUCUUGCCCGUGUACUCUUUGGAUUUGCUAAUAAAAGUACUGGGAACUGUUUGCAAUGAUUAAA